Calidris pugnax (ruff) is the source of this 1862-nucleotide messenger RNA. RefSeq names its product mab-21-like 2 (C. elegans) (gene MAB21L2). The record is from RefSeq and is a predicted model, not a curated record. Lineage: Eukaryota; Metazoa; Chordata; Aves; Charadriiformes; Scolopacidae. The coding region runs from base 377 to 1456 and encodes 359 amino acids. The transcript has a single exon.
CCACCAUCAUCAUCAUCAUCAUCCACCACCAGCAACCACCCAAAACUUUGCUCUCCGGCAGCCCGCGGGGGGCUGCCCGCCGCUCCGCCACCAGCCCGCACUCCUCCUCCUCCUCUUCCUCGCUCCUUUGUGCUUUUUCGGCGUCCUGCCCCAUUUUUAUUAUAUCUUUUUUUUAAUUUUUUUUUUUUUAAAUUAAUUUAAUUGCCGCUCUACCGCCUUCUUCCCGGAGAGGAGGGUGGUGGUGGUGGGAGGAGGAGGAGGAGGGGGUGUCUGCGAUUUGGCCGGUGCCCUCCGCAAAGCUGCAGCCACCGCUAAAGCAUUGGAUCCCUCAACGUACUGCGAGAGCCCGGUGUACAGCCCGGACCUGUGCCCCAACAUGAUCGCCGCCCAGGCCAAGCUGGUUUACCAGCUCAACAAAUACUACACGGAGCGCUGCCAGGCGCGCAAGGCGGCCAUCGCCAAGACCAUCCGGGAGGUGUGCAAGGUCGUGUCGGACGUGCUGAAGGAGGUGGAGGUGCAGGAACCGCGUUUCAUCAGCUCCCUCAGCGAGAUCGACGCCCGUUACGAAGGGCUGGAGGUGAUCUCGCCCACCGAGUUCGAGGUGGUGCUCUACCUCAACCAGAUGGGGGUCUUCAACUUCGUGGACGACGGCUCCCUGCCGGGCUGCGCCGUCCUCAAGCUGAGCGACGGCCGCAAACGCAGCAUGUCCCUCUGGGUGGAGUUCAUCACCGCCUCGGGCUACCUCUCCGCCCGCAAAAUCCGCUCCCGUUUCCAAACCCUGGUAGCCCAAGCCGUGGAUAAGUGCAGCUACCGGGACGUGGUGAAGAUGAUCGCCGACACCAGCGAGGUGAAGCUCCGCAUCCGGGAGCGUUACGUGGUGCAGAUCACCCCGGCUUUCAAAUGCACGGGGAUCUGGCCCCGCAGCGCGGCUCAGUGGCCCAUGCCGCACAUCCCCUGGCCCGGUCCCAACCGGGUGGCCGAGGUGAAGGCGGAGGGCUUCAACCUCCUCUCCAAGGAGUGCUACUCGCUGACGGGCAAGCAGAGCUCGGCCGAGAGCGACGCCUGGGUGCUGCAGUUCGGGGAGGCCGAGAACCGGCUGCUGAUGGGGGGCUGCAGGAACAAGUGCCUCUCGGUGCUGAAGACCCUGAGGGACCGGCACUUGGAGCUACCGGGUCAACCCCUCAACAACUACCACAUGAAGACCUUGCUGCUCUACGAAUGCGAGAAACACCCCCGGGAGACCGACUGGGACGAGGCGUGCUUGGGGGACCGGCUGAACGGCAUCCUCCUGCAGCUCAUCUCCUGCCUGCAGUGCCGCCGCUGCCCCCACUAUUUCCUGCCCAACCUAGACCUCUUCCAGGGCAAACCCCACUCGGCCCUGGAAAGCGCUGCCAAACAGACCUGGAGGCUGGCCAGGGAAAUCCUCACCAAUCCCAAAAGCCUCGACAAGCUAUAGGGGUUAACACACAUCUCCCCCCCCCGAACCCCCUCUCCCAACAACAAACAACACCUCACCCUCCGUAAACAACAACAACAGCGCCUUGAAAAACCUUGUUAUCUUUUUUUUUUUUUUUUUUAAUUUAACGCCAAAAAAUCUACCCGAACGACGGAAAGAGGCGGCGAAAGAAAGGCGCCCCCCCCAUCAUCCCUCCCCAUCCCUCCCCACCUGCAGCUCGGCCUUUUUAAAAACUUGCGGACUCUCGCACGGAAGAAGGGAAGAGCCUCCCCCCCCAUCCCCAUCCCUCCGACUCCGGUCCUCCGCUGUGAAUUUUUAAAAAAAAGUCACAAAAAGAGAAGCAAUCGGACUUUUGCGACCUCAAAACGAAACCCGAAAGGUACAUUCUUUUUUUUUUUUUUUUUUU